Aspergillus homomorphus CBS 101889 is the source of this 1336-nucleotide messenger RNA. RefSeq lists its product as uncharacterized. The record is from RefSeq and is a predicted model, not a curated record. Bases 233 to 940 code for a protein of 235 amino acids. The transcript has a single exon. Lineage: Eukaryota; Fungi; Ascomycota; Eurotiomycetes; Eurotiales; Aspergillaceae.
UCUCUUUCUCCUUCGCUGAGCUUUGCUGUCCUACUCGUUUCUCCCAUCUCCCCUCCUUCGGGAUCGUCAUUCUUUUUCUUUUCUCUGGCUGAGAUCGAUCAGUCAGAAGUCAUUCCUUGAACCCAACUGGCCAGCUUCGAUCAUUUCGUACUUUUGAUCCACCUUCCUUUCCAGUCAAUCUAAUCGUCUGAGUCGAUAUUGACGUCCUGUCUCUACUACUGAUCCAAUCAACAUGUUGUUCUCAAACUACAUCCGUGCUGCUGCCCUCUUCGCGGCCAUGGCCUCGGCCAUUCCCAUUGCUUUGCCCCCCACGGCCACUGAUGUGCAGGUCGAGACCGAGACGACGGUGGUGACCGAAGUCCUUGUGGCAGGUUCCCACGGUCAGGGCUCGCAUACCACCACCACCGUCAAGCCCACCACCACCACUGCGCAUCACACCUCAACCACCACUCACGCCUCGCCCACUGCCUCGGCCUCGGCCUCUGCCGUCGCCUCGUCCAGCAGUUCCGCCAAAGGAGGUCGGGUCGAGAUCGUCAACAACCUCAACCACACCAUCUAUGCCUGGUCCGUCUCCAACACUCAGGGCAAGAUGCAGACCCUCGUCCCCUCCGGCGGCACCUUCACUGAGACCUGGCGCACCAACCCCGACGGCGGAGGCAUCUCCAUUAAGCUCUCGUCUACCAAGGAGGUGAGCAAGGUCCUGCAGUUCGAAUACACCGCCGAGAGUGAGACCGUCUGGUGGGAUCUGUCGUGCAUCAACAUGGAAAAGAACUCCUGGUUCACCACCCAUGGCUUCUCCGCCACCCCCAGCAUCGAGUCCUGCCCUUCGGCCAAGUGUGCCGCAGGCGACACCAACUGUUCCGAGGCCUAUCAGAAUCCCGACGACGUCGACACUUUGAGCUGUUCGUCCGAUAGUGUGAUCAAGCUCGUGUUGGGUUGAUCGCUGCCCAAAGGGAGAUCAUCCGGUCUCUUUUCUGUCUCGUCGGACUUUUUUCUUCUCUUCACGCAAUGACAUGUGCCACUCGACGUUCCUCUUUUUCCUUUCCCUGGACUCUUGACAGGAUACCCAUCCCCACUUGAGCGUAUCUUCUUCACGUUCAAUUAGUAUCUCAUUCAAUUGAUUCGUAUUUGUAUGUCUGUACUUAUAUACCUUGAUUAUUGCCUCUGCGAGCUCUUCAUCCAACCGGUCUGCUCGCCGGGAUCGCGCCGGGCGCAUGCUCGUCCCGUAUCGGACGUUCGACAGCCGUGGGCCAAGCCCAUACCCAGAUCCCCAGAGAUCUCAUGUUGCAUACCUAGAUACGCACGCCAUGAAGCGACAUAUACAUUUCCAUUGGCA